AUGAGUUAUAAUAAAGAUAAAAAGACAUUUAACGAUGUUGAGCUUCCAACUAAUCCAAAUUUACCAAGUUGGAUAAUAACUCCAAAAGAAGAAAAAGCAGUAUUUGAAAGAUGGAGAAAGAAAGCAUUUGCCAAAUGUGAUGAUUUAAUUAGAAAAUAUAUUGAAUGUUCAAAUAGUUAUUCAAAUCCUAUAGAAGCCAUGAAAAUGUGUAAAGAAGCUAAUGAAAAAAGUAUUGGUUGUGUUGCCCAAUAUCAAAAAAUUGAAUAUUUAGAUAUUGAAAAAGAUGAAUAUAUUAAAGAGAAAAUGGAAAAGAAGAAAUUAUAUAAAUAUUACUUACAGAAGCAAAAGGAAGAACGGGAAAUUUCGAAAUCGAAUAAUAAUAAUAAUAAUGAAUAG
This is a messenger RNA of Candida tropicalis MYA-3404, 396 nucleotides long. RefSeq lists its product as uncharacterized. Lineage: Eukaryota; Fungi; Ascomycota; Pichiomycetes; Serinales; Debaryomycetaceae. The transcript has a single exon. The coding region runs from base 1 to 396 and encodes 131 amino acids. The record is from RefSeq and is a predicted model, not a curated record.